Oreochromis niloticus (Nile tilapia) is the source of this 1616-nucleotide messenger RNA. RefSeq names its product leukocyte elastase inhibitor. The record is from RefSeq and is a predicted model, not a curated record. Gene Ontology annotation, biological process: negative regulation of endopeptidase activity. Bases 74 to 1450 code for a protein of 458 amino acids. Lineage: Eukaryota; Metazoa; Chordata; Actinopteri; Cichliformes; Cichlidae. Gene Ontology annotation, molecular function: serine-type endopeptidase inhibitor activity. The transcript is spliced from 9 exons.
AAAAAAUCCACUUUGCCAGGUUCUUUGUUUCAUUCUCUUCUUUCAAUAAUAGAAUCAGUAACCUGGUGAGAUAAUGCUUUCAUAUGUUGAUAUUUUUUCAGUGAGUUUUCCAAAACCUCGUAUUUCCAUUUGCCCUGUUGGUGAGGUGACCUGGGGUCAGACUGUUGAAAUCACAUGUUCAGUCUCAACUCAGGUUUUAGGUGGAUCGUUCACUCUGAGUCAAAUUCAGGGUUCAUUCACGAGGAGCCAAACCUCCAACACAAACUCUGCUACCUUCAGUAUUCCUAAUGUGGACUUUGAUAACGAGGGAUUGUACCAGUGUCAGUAUAAGAAAAGAGGCUCAAGUCGUGAAUUCAGCUCCCCAUUAAGUGAUUCGGUCAGACUCUCUGUUACUGAACGUAAUCAGUGCCGGGGGAGGUUAUGGUCAACGCGAAACCCAAACAAACAAAAAACGCUUCAAGCGGAAGCCAGAAAGAAUCCUGACCGUCUGACGACGAAAGAAAAGUGGAUAAACAAUGGCAUCAGCAACAUCUCUGCCCAAGGACAACACUUCCUUCUCUCUGGCUUUGCUCAAACAGCUGAGCAACAACAACAAGACGGGAAACAUCUUUUUCUCCCCGUUCAGCAUCUCUUCAGCCCUGGCUAUGGUGAUGCUGGGGGCCAGAGGCAACACAGCCACACAGAUGUCAGAGACAUGCAGGGUUCAUGUGACCAAUCAUUGCCAGAGGCUCCAUUUACCUUCAGUGUUGCUAACAGACUGUACAGAGAGAAGUCCUGCCCCUUUACUCAGGAAUUCUUAAUACAAAGCAAGAAACAUUACAGCACAGAGCUGGAGUCUGUGGACUUCAAGACCAGGUCUGAAGAGGUCAGGAUUGAUGUCAACAACUGGGUGCAGCAACACACACCAGCAGGUAACAUCACAGAGGUGGUGGAUGAAGAUGAUUUGAAUGAACUGACCAGGCUGGUGUUGUUCACUGCCACCCACUUCAGAGGCAGCUGGAUUAAAGAUUUCUCGUGGUCUGAAACUUAUGAUGCUCACAUUUGGCUCAAGAAGAAUGACUCAAAGGCUGUGAAGAUGAUGAAACAGGAAGAAGACUUUGCGUGUACCUUCAUCGAAGAAGCAAACUGCAAAAUUCUAGAGAUGCCUUACAGUGGGGAGGAAGUGAGCAUGCUCAUCUUUUUACCUGCAGAGAUCGAGGAUGAUACAACAGGACUGGAGAAGCUGGAGAAGGAGCUGACCUAUGAGAAAUUUGUAGCUUGGACUCAUCCAGGCCAGAUGAGUACAUGUUGUCUUGAUGUGAGGCUGCCUCAGUUUACACUGGAGGAGACGUAUGACCUGAACACAGUCCUGAGCAGCAUGAGCAUGGUGGACGUCUUUGAUCACACAAAGUGUGACUUCUCUGGUGAGACAUACGUUUGCAGUUUAUUGAUGUUUAUGAACAGAGUGUAGAGCAACAAUGCUCCAGCAGUGAAAGAGUUCUCCAAAAGACCAUGGAGCUGCUUAUUUCAGGAGAUUGUUUGUUUUGUUUGAUGAUCAUACUACCAUAAAUAGACAUUUAUUUAUUCACUUCACAUAAAAUGUAAUAAAUAAAUCAUAUAAUACAAAAACCAAUUAU